AUGGUCACUCCACAAAACGGCACCGAGACGGUCGACUCGGUCCGUGAUAGCCCGACCAACCAAGAAGUAGCCCAAUCCCGUAUGAGUCUUGGCCCCAGUCCGGCAAGUGUCUCUUGA
Messenger RNA from Fusarium venenatum, 117 nucleotides. NCBI's taxonomy places the organism in Eukaryota, Fungi, Ascomycota, Sordariomycetes, Hypocreales, Nectriaceae. The record is from RefSeq and is a predicted model, not a curated record.